Molecule: messenger RNA, 1956 nt
Organism: Naumovozyma castellii
Lineage: Eukaryota; Fungi; Ascomycota; Saccharomycetes; Saccharomycetales; Saccharomycetaceae
Gene: LAP2
Product: bifunctional aminopeptidase/epoxide hydrolase
Exons: 1
Coding region: 1-1956 (651 amino acids)
Source: RefSeq, a predicted model, not a curated record
AUGUCAUUGCAUAGGUUUCCACUUUGUUGUAAAGUACUUCUGAGACCCACUUCUUUUGUUUCCAGUUUUCUGAAUCCAAUACGAUCAAUGUCUAAGUUAACUCCGUUCCUGGAAUCGAGGAGACCUACCGAAAGUCCUGAAUUUGAUUUCUCUACUUUAUCUAAUUACAAGUCAUUUAAUGUCAACCAUACAGCUUUGAAUUUAUCUAUAUCGUUUAAGGCCUCAGUGAUAUCUGGUAGUGUCGAAUAUCAAUUAACAACAUUAGGGGAUCGUGUAAAUGAAAUCCAUCUCGAUUCAUCUUUUCUAGAUAUUAAAAAUGUUCAAAUAAACAACGAAAAGAAUACCAGUUUUGAAGUUUGUCCAAGGGCAGAACCAUUAGGCUCUAAAUUGAUAAUUAAGAAUGAUAACACUUUACCAAAAGAUUUUCAAUUAAAGAUCGAGUUCGCCACAACUGAUAAAUGUACUGCUUUACAAUGGUUGGAUGAAAAACAGACGUCAGGGAAAAAAUACGUCUUUUCCCAGCUGGAAGCUAUUCAUGCAAGAUCAUUAUUCCCAUGUUUUGAUACUCCUUCAAUUAAGUCAAGUUUUACUGCCACAAUUGAGUCCGAAUUACCUGUUGUAUUCUCCGGUAUUGCAACAAGUUCCAAUAACGGAACUUAUUCCUUCGAGCAGAAAAUUCCUAUCCCAGCUUAUUUAAUUGGGAUUGCGUCUGGUGAUCUUGUUAGUGCAGAAAUUGGUCCAAGAUCUACUGUCUAUACUGAGCCUUAUCGUUUAGAGGAUGCAAAAUGGGAAUUCUCUGGAGACGUGGAGAAAUUCAUUGAGACAGCUGAAAACAUUAUUUUCGAUUAUGAAUGGGGAACGUAUGAUAUCUUGAUAAAUGUGAACUCUUACCCUUAUGGUGGUAUGGAAUCCCCAAAUAUGACUUUUGCAACCCCAACUUUAAUUGCAAAGGACAAAUCAAAUAUUGAUGUCAUCGCUCAUGAAUUAGCCCAUUCCUGGUCAGGUAAUUUAGUUACUAAUUGCUCUUGGAACCAUUUCUGGUUGAAUGAAGGUUGGACAGUUUAUUUGGAAAGAAGAAUUAUAGGUGCCAUUCAUGGAGAGCCAACAAGACAUUUCAGUGCCUUAAUUGGUUGGAGUGAUUUAGAAAAUUCUAUUAAUGCAAUGACAAAUCCAGAAAGAUUUUCCACUCUUGUACAAAAUCUUAAUGAUGGAACUGAUCCAGAUGUUGCAUUUUCCUCAGUUCCUUAUGAGAAGGGUUUUAAUUUAUUGUUCUAUUUGGAAAAUUUACUUGGUGGUACAGAAGAAUUUGAUCCCUUCAUUAAGCAUUACUUCAAAAAAUUCUGUCGUCAAUCCUUGGACACUUUCCAAUUCUUAGAUACAUUGUUUGAAUAUUUCCCACAACAUAGAAAAUUGCUAGAAGAUGUUGACUGGGAAAGGUGGUUAUCUAAACCCGGAAUGCCACCCAAACCUGAGUUUGACACAUCAUUAGCUGAUCAAGUUUAUCAAUUGGCUUCCAAAUGGAUGGACAAGGCAAAAGAAUGCAAUUCAUUAAAACAAUUCCAGAAAGAGUUCAAUUUAGAUGAUAUUAAUGAUUUUAAUUCUAACCAACUUGUGUUGUUCUUGGAAACUUUGGUACAAGGUGAUGAUUUCAACUGGGCAAAUUUCCCAGUGGCCUCACAGGCCAUCUUAAGUAUCUACAACUCAAAAAUGUGCGAGUCUCAAAAUGCUGAAGUUAUAUUCAAGACCUUCAAAUUUCAAAUUUGUUCUCGUUUGACGGCUUCUUAUAAGGAAUUAGCCAAAUGGUUAGGCACUGUAGGCAGAAUGAAGUUUGUUCGUCCAGGAUAUAGAUUACUUGAAUCUGUUGAUCGUCCAUUAGCCCUCAAAACCUUUGAAGAACUGAAAGACACUUACCAUCCUAUUUGUAGAACAUUAGUUAAACAAGACCUAGGUGUAUAG